Molecule: messenger RNA, 5561 nt
Organism: Lonchura striata (white-rumped munia)
Lineage: Eukaryota; Metazoa; Chordata; Aves; Passeriformes; Estrildidae
Gene: LYSMD3
Product: LysM domain containing 3
Biological process (GO): Golgi organization
Cellular component (GO): Golgi apparatus
Source: RefSeq, a predicted model, not a curated record
GCUGCUGAGCCGCGGCGAGGAGGAGGGGCCGGCGUGAGGCUCCGCGCAGACGGUGUCACGCCUGCGGUCCGUUCCGCCGCGGAGCAUGGCCGGCAGAGGCGCUGGCAGAGGCGCUGGCAGCGGCCCGCCGCCCGCCGCGCAGCCGCUCGCCGGCGGCCACUUGUACCCUUCGGUGAGCGCGGAGAGCGAGGGGCCCGAGGAGGAGGGCGAGCUGUCGGAGCUGCGGCCGCGGGGCAGGGAGAAGGUCCGGCGGAGCGCGUCGAGGGACAGGCUGGAUGAUAUCGUGCUGCUGACGAAGGACAUCCGGGAAGGGGACACGCUGAACGCGGUGGCGCUCCAGUUCUGCUGCUCCGUUGCAGAUAUCAAGAGAGUUAACAAUCUUAUCAACGAUCAAGAUUUUUUUGCCCUGAGGUCUAUCAAAAUUCCAGUGAAAAAGUUCAGUGUAUUGACUGAAACCCAUAUAUCUCCAAAAGGAAGACCAGCUCUUCGGCCUGAUCUGUGUUCCCCAGAAGUACAGGAAACAUCUCUUUGUGAUAAAUUCUCUGCUAAUGAGACUGCUGGCAACUUCUUAAAAGAAGUCGAUCGAGAUAUAGAAGAAAUAGUGAAGUGUAAUGAUACAAAGAGAGAGAAUCUGAAUGAAGUUGUUUCUGCUUUAGCAGCCCAACAGAUCUGUUUUGAAACUGAUGGCAAAACUAAAAAAUGCAAGGAUCCUUACUAUGGAGCAGACUGGGGUAUAGGAUGGUGGACAGCAGUAGUGAUUAUGUUGAUUAUUGGCAUAGUAACUCCAGUUUUUUAUCUCCUGUAUUAUGAAGUUCUAGUGAAAGUAGAUGUCAGUCACCAUUUUCCAAUGGAAUCUUCCCAUUUGUUUGUCACAGCAGUAUCCCAUCAGAAAGAAACAGAAAAUGGAAUAAAUCCAACAAAUAUUAUGAAAGUUGAUAAUCAAGGAGACCUUCAGCAUUAAUAGUGGAAGACCCUAGACAGCUGUUAUUUGUAGAUACGUUGACAUAACCUUAGGUAGAAGGGAAUCCACAGAAUGCAAAAUGCACUUAGAAUGCAGAGAAGUGUACUGAUGUGUGACUUGCCUUUAUGGGCAGUGUUCCACUGCAAGGAUAUUUCUGGGGAUCACAUAAUCUGUCAAUAUGACAGGCAGUCUGGGGUGUAAAUUUGGCGUGUAAAUUAAGGUAUGAAGUAAUGAAGCUUUGCACUCUUUUCUGUUUUGAUAGGCAUGUUUCUUAAAAAUGUAGUUCAAACUAACACACAAGGAGACUGUGUGUUUUACAGCCCAGAAGUGGGCAUAUGGGGAUAUCUAACUUUUAAACAUCUGAAAGGAUUUACAGAAUUCAUAGUAAUACUUUAAUAUCAGGUUUACAGUUGUAAAUUAAAAUGGUGUUCUCAUAAUUUAAUCUUUCUUACAGAGUAAAUUUUUUUUAAAACUCAGUCAUUCCAUAAUUAAUAGCCACUAUGGAGUUCUUUUUUACAGAGGAAGUAGCAAACACUUAAAUUGGAAUCUUGAAAUCUUGUGCCUGUGGUCAACCCAUUCUUCAAUACUUCUCAGUAUAGGCACUAAGGUAAUUUGUUUUCUGUGUUAUGCUGUGCCUCAACGCAGUCACUUAGGAGUCCUUCUGAAACUUUACAUUCUUUGGUAUCCUGCUGAAAACUGACUGGACUGGUUUCUUAUCUGAUCACAUGUGUGUAGAAUGAAAGAAAUGCAGAAGUGUAGCACCUUGCUGUAACUGCCCAGUAGUACUUAUUUUCUGCUAACAGAAAAUUUUUCCUUUUUCCUCCUCCAGUUAAUCUCAGUUCAGGACCAACUGAUUCUUUAGACAGUAGUCAUGUGGGUACUGAGCAUGCCAAUGCUGGUCUUGUGCCCAUGAACCUCAAGCUCUUAAGUGUUUUCCUGAAAUGUCCUAGAAGACCUCAAAUGAUAUUUAAUGCCUGCUGGCAAAUUUGAGCAGAAUAGACAAACUUGCAUUAUCAGACUUGUUCUUUACACAUUAGUGUAUUUGUUAACCAAUCCCAUUUUGAAUGUUUCUCUUGGAGUUUCAUGAUCAACCUUGGUUUUCCCCUCUUUUUCUUCCCAAUCUAAAAAUGCUUCAAAAUAAAAAAUGAACAUAAAAACCUAAAUAAAAACCCCACACCUCUGACUCUUCAUACAGAAGGGAGGUACUUGGGUACUUAGAAUGCUUUUAAAUAAAAACGGAGAUGGUGCCUAUAAUUAUUUUGGUUAUAUUUGCCCUGUGGAGCAAGAUUUCUGUUGCCCUCUUCAAAACAGUAUUUAGUACCAAAACCCAAGAUAACAAACUUUGAUUAGGACUUAAAAAGAGAAAAGUGGAAAAAAAGUCAUCAUCCUUUAAACUACUAUUGUAACCUUUUCAAUGAGUGUCUUGACUAAGUAUAUACAGUACAAAAAGGUGAAGUGAAUGUGUUCUAACUGUAGACGUCUUCCAAAAUGCUUUGUGAGAUUCUGAGAGUGAAGACAUAGGCCCCAUGGAUUCUUCAGGUAUCUGUUGCCCCAAGAAGUGGGGCAGAUAAUCUUCACUGGCAUGCCAAGUGUAUGAACAAGAAUUGGCUGACUUGUAUUAUUUUGAAAUUGAGGCAGGCAAGAGCUUGAAGGAGAAUGGUUUAAAGUUAGGUACCUGAACUAUGAUCUGUGUCUUUUGAACCUUUUGAUUAAAGGAGCAUCUGUGGAGAUAGUGAGCCUCCUCAUAGUUUCCACACUUAGAAAAGGGAUUACAAAUAGUGUGAACUUGAUGGUUUGCAUAACACUUGUUUUCAAAGAUCAUUUCAAAUAGUAGUUCUUUUCUUUAAGAGAAUAUGCCAGUAAGACAAACAUAAACAUUGAGGUAGUAGUUCUAAUGCUAUAUGAAAAAAUACUUCAUGAAAUAAUUUAUGGUGGCUAAAGCAAUACAGCUCUCAUGGUUAAAACUUUAAAAGGUGACUCAGACAAGAAAGUUUUGGCACAUAAAAACAAAUAUUUUCUUUAUAGGUUGAAACUUGAUAUAUAAUGCAUAAUUUUUUUGCUGCCAAGUUUUUUAUUGUCUGGCUUCUUCUCACAUCCUUUGUUGCUGAAACUCAUCAGUAUUUUAUUCUUCCAUUUCUUAUGUAUUCAUCAAAGUACAUUAAAUUAGCUAUUGUGAUGAUGCAGCAUAAGCCUAAUAUACAGCAUAUACUUGAACUGAUGGUUCCUAAAUUGCUAUUGGUACAGAAUUGAAAUUAACUGUGGUCAGGAAGGUCUCUGACCUGUUAAUGUAUGGAUACAGAGGUCUGGUGGUACAGCUAAAGAGUCCUCUAGUGUCUCACAGACUUCGUGCUUUUACAGUGUCAAAAACCUGUGGCUUACUGGCACUGAGUUAAGGGUGAUGUGCCUUGAUUUACCUUAGGAUAAGCAGUCUUGAUUUACCUUAGGAUAACACAAAGGAAUAGCUGUCUUAGGUAUUCCAUUGUAAGCCAGAGCCUGGCAUGUUUUCACAGAUGUAUUAUGUAGCGUAUUUCAUACAGUACAUUUUGAGUUAACUUUAUCAGAAGAUACAGUAGAACUCUUUUCAGGAGAGUAGGACUCCUGAUCCUGGUAAUCUACAACCAUCAGCUGGCUUGGUUUGCUGCAAAAUGUGGGGAUCUCUACAGCUUUUUUCCAAACUACAACACAAUUGGUCAUCAUCACAUGUUAGCCUUGAAUAAACAGGAUAAACUGCUCUGUGAGGAACUUAAAUCUGAUCCAAGAUAAAAUCUGUGAAGAUAGUCUUCUAGAAACUGACUUCUUAAACAAAUAAGCAAAACCAAAGACAAAUAAGCAAAAGAAACCCUAAAAGCAAACAAAAAAAGAGCCCAACCCCCCCCCAAACAUGGAAUAAUUGAGUUGUAAACCAUCUUUUGGAAUAAUUGCAAAACAUUGUUCAGGAAAUGGGUUUUAAACUCAAGUGCAUAUUGAUUACACUACUGGAUCAUAUAAAAUUUAAGUGCUUUAAGUCUGGUAUGCUUUGGAAUAAGUUAUCAGAAAUAGUUUUUGUAACUUGUUUAAAGGCUGAAAAUACAACUUUUGAAAUAUUCCUGAGUGAGGAUGCAAGUCUUACUUUAAAUACUUCUGCUCCUGUGUGUUUUAGAAAAACACAAGUAAUAUACAUAAAAAAAAUAUUUUAUUUUAGACUGCAGGGAAAAUGGUGCAUCUAAUAUAUUUCUAGUUCUAUGUACUUCACAUGUUUGUUCAAACUUUUCUGCAUAAAUUUUGGAGAACUUGUUACUUCCUAAAAACAGGUAUGAAAAACUAUGGGAGGGGUCAGUGAAGUUCUUAGAUGGUGAGAUGACAAUGAAAGCAGUAUUCUGUGCUUUAAAUUAGGGUUUGAAUAUAUUCCUGUCCAAAUUUGAAGUUUGCUAAAAACUAAAGAACAGUAGUAAGUUUUAUUGGUCUUGCAAAAAAUUCUAAGCAAUCAGAAAAUCAGCUUCUAAAAAGAGAUGAGAGCAUUACACCUCUGGAAGAGCACAAUCUCACUGCUUUUCAGAAGUGCCUUGGCACUGAUCUGUGCCCUUGCAGAAUUUUUUUCCUAAUCAAUGGCCUUAUUUACCAUAGCUAAAGUAAUCCUGGAGAAUCCAGCCUAAGACUGCAAUUCCCUCUGAAGGGUAGAGGUGCCUACAGUUUACCUCUUAAAGGACUUAAAAAGACCUGGUUUUUACCAGAGUAAUAUUUCUCAACAGUGCAGUAGGAAGGCAGUUGCCCAUUAGAAGAAUAACGAAUGGAGAAAGUAAUCGCUCCUCAAGAAUUACUGUCUGCUACAGAGUAAGAUACUGCACUUUUUCAGGCAAGCCACAACUUGUCAACAAAUUGUUACUCAUACAGUUAACUCUUUUCUAGUCUUCAUUUUAUAGUUCCAUCUAUUUGCAUUCCUUUUUUAGGGGUUAAGAAUUCUCACUGUUCACCUUACACGGGGAGAACAGCAAGCAGAAGCAGUUACAGUCAUGGCAAGCAAAUUUAAUUUUUAGCAUACUUCCCCCAUUCACAUCUUCUCUCUGUGUUUUAUAUAUCAUACACAAGAAAUGGGCACACUCAUUCAAGAAACAACUGCUGAUGUGUGUGAUGUUAAAAAAAAGAAAUUAACUGGCAGAAUAAGUUUCCUUUGCAAUGCAUCUGAAUGUUUGUUACACAUUGUAGUCAACAAUGCUUCAAAACUGGUAUACCUCUGAGCUGUGAGCUGCAUAGCAUUUCAGUUUUAUUUCCUUUUCAUAUGAUAGGUAUUUUAUCAGAACACUUGAAAAUUGCACCUUAAGGACCAAAUUUUUGCUGCAUACAGAAGUUCACAGAAUAAUGCAGAUUUUUUUCCGAGUCACCAGUAAGGUGAAAUACUGAUUUUAAGAAAAUAACACUUCAAAACCAAGCAACAAAAAAGCCCAAAAACCCUGAUCAACAGUAAUGUAGUAACAAUAAAAAAUAGUAUUUUUUAUUAUCAAAAGACAGUAAGAUACAGAGAAUGUGCUGUCACAGUGUUCCUCAAGCAUCUAAUCUCAGUAAUCUAAGCUUUCAACACUGCAACUAUUGAUUCUCAAAUAAAAAGGAUGUUACCAAACAAUCA